CGUUAGUAAGCCUUGGAGUGUUAUAGUUUAUUGUGACACGUGCCUUGUGGACAGUUUGACGGAGUUAGAAAAGUGAGAUAUAACCAUAAUUCUAAACAUGGGUGUAUCAGAGCCUGGUUCUUCCACUAUUCCUGACCUGCCUCCGAUGGACGAACGGCCAGGGUCCGGCAGCGGGCUGGACGACGAGGACAUUCCUCGGAGGAAGCAGCGCCGGUACAGAACCACCUUCACGAGUUACCAGCUCGAUGAGUUGGAGAAGGCGUUUGGACGGACGCAUUACCCUGAUGUAUUUACUAGAGAAGAGUUGGCACUUAAGAUCGGGCUCACGGAAGCUAGGAUUCAGGUGUGGUUCCAAAACCGGCGUGCUAAAUGGCGGAAGCAGGAGAAGGUGGGGCCACAAGCACACCCGUACAGCGGGUAUCUGAGCGGAGUCCAAGCGCUGCCGACCUCCGCCCCGCUACCCGCCCCGCCGCACCCCCUGUCGCAGCUCGGGUUUAGUCUCAGAAAACCAUUCGACACCGCUCUAGCUUCCUUCAGGUACGCGAACGCUCCAUUAUUCGGAGCUCAGUAUCUACCCCCGCUGUCGCGCCCGCCGCUCUUCGGCGCGCCGCUGUACGCUACAUCUCCGGCUCACUUCCACUCCCUCUUCGCUGACCUAACAGCACCCGAGCUGCCGCGUCUGCCUGCCGAAGAUACCCGACUAUCUCCGGAAAAUUCCCGUCUACCAUCAGAGGGCUCGAGACAUUCGCCAGAGGUGACGCGUUCGCCAUCCAUUUCACCUCCGAUAUCGCCGGGCAGCGAGUCGUUGCCUAUGCAGCCGAGAAUGGAUGACGUGCGGACUUCAAGCAUUGCCGCUCUGAGAUUAGCGGCGAGGGAACAUGAAUUGAGAUUAGAGUUGUUGAGGCAAAGAGCUGAUUUGAUAUGCUGAUACCGGAAUGUUAACUUAAGUAAUUAAAUGCUUCUAAUUUGUAUGUAUCUUGUAUAUGUUUUUGUAUAUAGUAGUGUAAUCUUUAAUUUUAUUACAUGUUCCUUCGCAAUUAAACUUUGUAUUUUACACGUAAAUAAAACAAUUUGAAAUAA
Molecule: messenger RNA, 1080 nt
Organism: Manduca sexta (tobacco hornworm)
Lineage: Eukaryota; Metazoa; Arthropoda; Insecta; Lepidoptera; Sphingidae
Product: homeobox protein aristaless
Exons: 5
Coding region: 98-928 (276 amino acids)
Biological process (GO): regulation of transcription by RNA polymerase II
Molecular function (GO): RNA polymerase II transcription regulatory region sequence-specific DNA binding; DNA-binding transcription factor activity, RNA polymerase II-specific
Source: RefSeq, a predicted model, not a curated record